Messenger RNA from Racocetra persica, 491 nucleotides. The record is from the annotation of a GenBank genome assembly. NCBI's taxonomy places the organism in Eukaryota, Fungi, Glomeromycota, Glomeromycetes, Diversisporales, Gigasporaceae.
AUGUUAAAACAGCACAAGAACUCAAAAGAUUCAUUAGUAAAUGCUCAAGAGAAACAAAGUGAUCAAGCCAACAAAAAGCGACGUUAUCUAGAAUUAAAUGAAGGAGAUUUAGUAUUAUUGAAUUCGACAAAUAUAAUUCCACAAAAAACAAUAACAUAUCAAUUAAAACUCCCAGAAACACUACGUAUUCACCUAGUUUUCCACGUAUUCUUAUUAAAACCUUACUACCCUAGUGAGUUUAGAGAUGAAGUAAGAAAAGAACCCCCAGAAAUUGCAACCGAAGAUCAAGAAGAACACGAAGUCGAAGCCAUACUAGACAAAAGAACAUACUACCAUCGCCUACAGUACUUAGUAAAAUGGAAAGGUCACCCACUAUAUGAUGCUACUUGGAAACCCUUGACUAAUCUUGAAAAUUACAAAAACUUGGUAAAAGAGUUCGAAAAAACUGGUGAAACUGUUUUAAAUAGGGAAGAGUAUAAGGAAAUCAUCGG